AUGGCGACGCUAAUUCGCAGCAAGAUCUCCAAUGUGGCCACGUCGGUUUCCAACAAGUCCCAGGCGAAGGUCAGCGGCAUCUUUGCCCGCAUGGGCUUCCAGGCAGCGACCGACGAAGAAGCGGUGGGGUUUGUUCACUGCGAUGACCUGGACUACGAGCACCGGCAGGGACUGCAGAUGGACAUCCUGAAAUCCGAGGGCAGCGAGGAAGGAGGCGAGCCGCCCUUGGAAGGAGAUACCCACUACCAGAGGGACGGCACGGGACCCUUGCCUCCCUCCACUUCCAAGGACGACGGCGUGUGCUCCGAGCUGUCCACUCAAGGGAAGCCCAGGAUCACCGCCUGGGAAGCCGGCUGGAAUGUCACCAAUGCCAUCCAGGGGAUGUUUGUUCUUGGCCUGCCCUAUGCUAUCCUUCAUGGUGGAUACCUAGGACUCUUUUUAAUCAUUUUUGCAGCAGUAGUUUGCUGCUACACUGGGAAAAUCCUCAUUGCCUGUCUCUAUGAAGAGAACGAAGACGGAGAGAUAGUCAGGGUGAGAGACUCCUAUGUGGAUAUUGCAAAUGCUUGCUGUGCUCCUAGGUUUCCCAGUCUCGGGGGCAGGAUUGUAAAUGUGGCACAGAUCAUAGAACUAGUCAUGACCUGCAUCCUGUAUGUCGUGGUCAGUGGUAACCUGAUGUACAAUAGCUUCCCAAACUUGCCAGUGUCCCAGAAAUCAUGGUCCAUCAUUGCGACAGCAGCGCUCCUGCCUUGUGCUUUCUUGAAGAACCUCAAAGCUGUUUCCAAAUUCAGUUUACUCUGCACCUUGGCUCAUUUUGUGAUAAACAUUUUAGUGAUUGCCUACUGCCUCUCCAGAGCCCGAGACUGGGCGUGGGAUAAAGUCAAGUUUUACAUUGAUGUGAAGAAGUUCCCCAUCUCCAUUGGCAUAAUUGUCUUCAGCUACACCUCUCAAAUCUUUCUGCCUUCCUUGGAAGGGAACAUGCAGAAUCCCAAGGAGUUCCACUGCAUGAUGAACUGGACUCACAUAGCCGCUUGCAUCCUGAAGGGCCUCUUCGCCUUGGUAGCCUACCUGACUUGGGCUGAUGAUACAAAAGAAGUCAUCACAGACAACUUGCCGUCCACCAUUAGAGCUGUUGUUAACCUUUUCUUGGUAGCCAAGGCUUUGCUCUCCUAUCCUUUGCCUUUCUUUGCAGCUGUGGAGGUCCUGGAGCGAUCCCUCUUCCAAGAAGGAGCCAGGGCUUGCUUUCCUAAUUGCUAUGGGGGUGAUGGGAGGCUGAAAUCCUGGGGACUUACCCUUAGGUGUGCUCUCGUGGUGUUCACCUUGCUGAUGGCUAUUUAUGUCCCACAUUUUGCCCUCCUGAUGGGCCUCACAGGAAGCCUCACAGGGGCAGGCCUCUGUUUCCUCCUUCCCAGCCUUUUCCACCUGAAGCUAUUAUGGAGGAAACUCUUGUGGCACCAUGUCUUCUUCGAUGUGGCCAUUUUUGUAAUAGGAGGUAUAUGCAGUGUGUCAGGCUUCAUCCACUCUUUAGAAGGCCUCAUCGAAGCUUUUAGAACCAAUUCAGAAGACUAA
Ahaetulla prasina is the source of this 1566-nucleotide messenger RNA. It is a transcript of the gene SLC32A1, whose product is annotated as solute carrier family 32 member 1. Gene Ontology annotation, cellular component: vacuolar membrane. Bases 1 to 1566 code for a protein of 521 amino acids. The transcript has 2 exons. Gene Ontology annotation, biological process: amino acid transmembrane transport. Gene Ontology annotation, molecular function: amino acid transmembrane transporter activity. NCBI's taxonomy places the organism in Eukaryota, Metazoa, Chordata, Lepidosauria, Squamata, Colubridae. The record is from RefSeq and is a predicted model, not a curated record.